AUGGUAGACAGUACUCAAGAACGACUUUUAAAACUAGUUGUUAUUAAAGAUUCAAGUGGAAAAGCGUUAUAUGAUUUACUAAAACAAAAUUUUGAAAAAUGUGGAAUAUCAAAGACCCAAAUUGUAAGUUGUUCCUUUAAAGGUGCUGCUAACAUGAAAGACACCUACAACGGACUUAAAGCACAUAUAUCAAAAGACAACCAUGAUUUAAUUUACACCCAUUGUAUGGCCCAUGUACUUAAUUUGGUUAUCACAGACUCAUCAGAAAAUUGCUUAAUAACUGAAAAUCUGUACGGGUUAGUUGAAGAAACUGCUGAUUAUCACAAACGAAUGAACAUUUGGAAAGAACAAACUGGUGAACGACAUAAAUCAUAUGCAAAAUUGUAUCGCAUUCAAAAAAUUKAUGAAGCUCGUUGGUGGAGCAAACAUAAAGCACUUGCAUCAAUAACUGAUCCAGAAGAAGAUGAAAUGGAAUCUAGUAAAGUUUGUAAUUUUUUUUUAUUUCUAAUAGAAAUAAUUCAAGGUAGAUUUGAUAGUAAAACCAAGUUUAUGGCUCGUAAAUUAUUAGAAAAGUGGUCUCAGUUUGAUACAUUAUUUGCAAAUGAACCAUUAUUAGACUUUCAAGAUAAUUUUGUAUCAAAAAGAAUAUCUGUAAAAAAAAAAAACCUGGAGAAUUAUCUAAUGACGAAGUCAAAACUUUAUCUCCUUUUAAAAAAACGUUGUAUUUAA
Molecule: messenger RNA, 729 nt
Organism: Diuraphis noxia (Russian wheat aphid)
Lineage: Eukaryota; Metazoa; Arthropoda; Insecta; Hemiptera; Aphididae
Source: RefSeq, a predicted model, not a curated record